AUGAGCCCUAUCCAAGCGCAUCCGCCUGUGCGCGUCUUCAUCGCCGGUGGCUCGUACGCUGGCCUCUCGAGCGCACUCAACCUCCUCGACAUCGCCGAGGGGCUCACACCGCGGGUCGCGCGCGAGCCCCAUGUGCACCACCCAGAUCUUCCCAAGUUCGACAUUGAGAUCACCGUGGUGGACGAGCGUGAUGGCUUCUACCACCUUAUCGGCACACCUCUGGCCCUCUGCGACGCCGAAUACUCGAAGAAGGCGUGGGUUAAGUUUAGUGACGUUCCCUCCCUUGACCAUCCCAGCAUCAAGGUCUUGCAGGGCAGUGUGACGCACGUGGACUGCGAGACCAAGAAGGCCACCGUGGUCGACCACGCUUCGAAGGAGGCGGCCAUGUACGAGUACGACUACUUCAUCGCCGCCUCUGGUCUGCGCCGCGUGUGGCCCGUGGCCCCUCGUGCCUUGACGAGGAAGCAGUACCUCAUUGAGGCGAGCGAGCUCAUUCACACGGUGGACAAUGCGAAAGACGGAGUCGUUGUCGUUGGAGGAGGCGCUGUAGGGAUCGAGGUGGCUGCGGAGCUGAAGCUCGUCAAGCCGCACGUCAAUGUGACACUAGUUCACUCGCGCGACAAGCUGCUGUCGUCGGAAGGGCUGUCAGAGGAGUGCAAGGAUAAGGCGCUGGAACUGCUGCUCGAGAGUGGCGUCGAGGUCCUCAUGGGCCACCGCUUGAAGGAGUCGAAGCCGGUCGACAAUGGAGACGGCGCACCACGGUUCGAGAUCCUGUUUACGAAUGGCAAGACCAUGGUCGCGAGCGAGGUGAUCAUGGCCAUUUCCAAGAGUGUGCCAACGACCACGUACCUCCCCACGUCUGCGCUGGAUGAGGAGGGUCUCGUCAAGAUCAGGCCCAACCUGAAGCUCCCCCAGGAGACGCCCAACUCGGAGUACCACUUUUGCGCGGGCGACGCCGUCCUAUGGUCUGGUAUCAAGCGCUGCGGUGGCGCCAUGUACAUGGGCUGGAUCUCGGCCAAUAACAUCCACCAGUCCAUCUUGCGGGAUUUUGUCGGCCACAAGCCCAAGUUCUUUGAGAUGCAGCCGACGCCCCCCAUGAUCGGCCUCGCCGUGGGCAAGCAGGCCGUGUCGUACGGGCCCGAGGUCGGCACGGCGUGGGGCGAGGACGUGAUGCAGGCGUACUUCAACAACGACCUGGGCUUUGACAUUUGCUGGAACUACAUGCAGCUUUCUGGGCGCAAGGACGAGGUCAAGGUAUGA
Messenger RNA from Emericellopsis cladophorae, 1260 nucleotides. RefSeq lists its product as uncharacterized. Gene Ontology annotation, cellular component: cytoplasm. Bases 1 to 1260 code for a protein of 419 amino acids. The record is from RefSeq and is a predicted model, not a curated record. The transcript has 3 exons. Lineage: Eukaryota; Fungi; Ascomycota; Sordariomycetes; Hypocreales; Bionectriaceae. Gene Ontology annotation, molecular function: electron-transferring-flavoprotein dehydrogenase activity; flavin adenine dinucleotide binding.